This is a messenger RNA of Cuscuta campestris, 565 nucleotides long. The record is from the annotation of a GenBank genome assembly. NCBI's taxonomy places the organism in Eukaryota, Viridiplantae, Streptophyta, Magnoliopsida, Solanales, Convolvulaceae.
AAUGGAGAUUGUACUUUUGUUGGUUGUAUAUCUUGCGUAUGGCUUUAGCACAGGUGCUUUAUCGUACAUUCUUCUCACGAUUAGCAGCUGAAUGGAGAUUGUACUUUUGUUGGUUGUAUAUCUUGCAUAUGGCUUUAGCACAGGUGCUUUAUCGUACAUUCUUCUCACGAUUAGCAGCUGGUUCUUGGCUAUUUCUUGGCUUUUUGCACCAUAUUUGUUUAAUCCAUCUGGCUUUGAGUGGCAAAAGACGGUGGAGGACUUCAGAGAUUGGACAAACUGGCUUCUGUAUAGAGGUGGAAUUGGAGUUAAAGGAGAAGAAAGUUGGGAGGCUUGGUGGGAUGAGGAGCUGGCUCAUAUUCGAACAUUAGGGGGGAGGCUGAUGGAGACCAUUCUUAGUUUAAGGUUUUUUAUAUUUCAAUAUGGCACUGUAUACAAGCUACAUUUACAGGGAGAUAAUACAUCUCUGACGGUUUAUGGAUUUUCAUGGAUUGUAUUUGCGGUGCUUUUGAUCCUCUUCAAGGUGUUCACAUUCAGCCAGAAAAUAUCAGUUAAUUUCCAGUUGUUG